GCGCAUGUGUAAACAUGGACACUGCUUUAGCGGUGGUCUUUCUCUCCCCCCUGCUCCUAUUGCUGGUAGCUGCAGAGACGCCAGUCUACGGACUUUACGAGACUUGUGUGGUGUCACAGUUGUCUGGAAACCAAAAUCCUUUCAAUUACACUGAGGUUGUUACUCAAGGAUUGUUUUCUGGUCCAGAUGGAAACACCACAGUGGAUGGGUUCUACUAUCAAGCAUAUGAGCGGUCAAAUGUCGGAGGAUCUGAAAAAUUGACUCCUGAUGGUUCACCUCAGUGGUGUGUCCGCUACUCACCUAGCAGUCCUGGUUCCUUUGACAUGACCUUCAUCAUCACCAACUCCAGUGGAACAUUCACUCUAAAAACCGACUCAUUUGAAGCUUCGGAUGACAAAUUAGCCGGAUUCAUUAAACUUGGAAGCAAUCAGGUUCACUUUCAAUAUGCAAACAAAAGGUAUUUCCAUCUGUGAGUUCAUUGCGGAGAUCUUCAUUUUCCCUACAUGCAGCACUUAUUAUCCAGUUGGAGAGAAUGUCUGUUGGGUUGGAGAGGGCCAAGGAACAUAUGGAUAUGAUGACUACUUUGGGAAGCUGGCUGCUAAUGGAGGUAAUUAUGCUCGACUGUGGCUGACUGAUAGGGCCUGGGAUGACCUGACUGUUGAAGUAAAACUUGGAAACAUGAGUCUUGACGACACUUGGAGGUUGGACUAUGUAGUGCAACUGGCUGAGAAGCUCGACAUUCACCUCCUGAUGUGCACAGAGAGCUACAACAACUUUUGUACUGUGUCUGAUGUGAUUUGUACUUGGGAUCUGUCGUACUACAAUGUUGCUAAUGGUGGGUUUCUUACCAAGCCAUCAGAAUUCUUUGUUGAUGAGAGGGCCAAGGCUGACUACAAGAACAGGCUGCGUUACAUCGUUGCUCGAUAUGGUUAUUCCACAUCUGUGUUCGCAUGGGAAUUUUUCAAUGAGGUGGACAUCUGUGAUGGAUAUAAUACUACAGUACAGCUACAGUGGAUUGAAGAAAUGUCGUCUUACCUACGUUCUCUUGAUGUCUACAAUCAUCCUAUUUCAACAAGUUAUUCCAAUUCUGAUGGAGAUCAAGCCGUGCAAGCUUCAACUGCUCUUAAUUUUACCAUGACACAUAAUUAUGGCUCAAGUGAUAUUGCAACAAUGGCCACACAAUAUACAAGUAAGAAACAAAUCACGUACAAGAAACCUACCUACAUGGCUGAAUUUGGAAUUGGAGAUGAGAACAAUGACAAGGCUGGGGUGUCACUGCACAAUGGACUGUGGGCUCCACUCUUUGCUCUGGGAGCUGGCACUUCCAUGAGCUGGUGGUGGGACAGCUGGGUGGAUCCUAAUAAUCUCUACCCAAUCUUCAAGCCAUUUUCAGUGUUUGUGUCUCGUCUCCCACUGGCUGACUACACCUGGAAUGUGAGUGAUCCAACGGUCAGCCCUGCUCCACCAUACAACAUUCGAGCCUGGGGCAUGGCAGGAGUGGGGCAGGGAGGACAACAGCUGAUAGUGACCUGGGUACAAGAUGACUGUUUCACCUGGGCCAACCAACACUCUGGAGUGAAAUGUACAAGUCACUCUGGCCUGACAUUGACAACAAGCUGCAGUGGACCAUCAUCAGGUAACUACACUGGCCACUGGUUCAACACCCACACUGGAGAGGACAUUGGAACUACAUCAGUAAUGUGCACAGGUCAUCUGCAAGACCAGAUACCUACCUUCUCUCAAGACAUUGCUGUCUACUACACCUCCUAAUGGGCUAUGACACUUAAUACACGGGAGAAACAGUAUAUUGACGUCGAUCUGGUGGUAAAAAUUUGUGAGAAUUGAUUAAGUAUACGCAACUGGUUUGCAAUCAAGUGCAUUAAAACCCACAUUUGAUUCUGAGAGUUUCCCACAGAGUGCUACUUGCACAAGCACUUUUCAUGGUAUGAUAU
Messenger RNA from Geodia barretti, 1952 nucleotides. Lineage: Eukaryota; Metazoa; Porifera; Demospongiae; Tetractinellida; Geodiidae. The record is from the annotation of a GenBank genome assembly.